Molecule: messenger RNA, 1333 nt
Organism: Oryzias latipes (Japanese medaka)
Lineage: Eukaryota; Metazoa; Chordata; Actinopteri; Beloniformes; Adrianichthyidae
Source: RefSeq, a predicted model, not a curated record
UUAUAUAAAACGUUUGCAUCAAACUGUCUCUCAGAUGACUUCACAGAGCUGAGGAGAUGACAUGGAAGCUAAUGGUUUGGUAAAAUCUGUAUCUGGGCAGAAGUAAACUUGAAGCUAACCAUUUACAUGUAAUUGCUAAGGAUUACAAUUCUCUAUAAACCUUUUCUCAAAGCAUAAGAAUUUAUGGCGUCCAACAGCUCUGUGAUGAGUGUUGGGUUUUCUGCAAAAAAUCUUAAUUUACAGGCCGUCAUUGUUCAGGUGCUGAUAGCUGUUUUUCUCAGCAUCAACCUUUUCCUCAUUUCAACUUUUUUCAGGAGGGAGGUCUUUUACACAACAAUGCGUUAUAUCCUAUUUGUUGUGACUUUGCUAUCUGAUUGUCUUUUUUUAAUCAUGGCUGAUUCCCUGCUUUUGUUGAGCUAUUUUGGUUUUGCCAUACACAUGUGGCUGUGCCUUAUAUUGUACAUUAUUUUGUCUGUGUACUCAUUUGUCACACCUCUUACCCUCACAGCAAUGUCGCUGGAGCGCUAUGUGGCCAUCUGCAUGCCUCUGCGACAUGCAGAGCUGUGCAACACGCGUGGCGCUUUAAAGCUCAUUUUUAUCAUUCACAGCAUCAGCGCUGUUCCCUGCACUGUUAACCUCUGCAUUUUCUCUGCUGCAGUGUCUUUCUCCAUCUACACCCAGAGCAGAGUUUGUUCUGUAGAGACGUUCCUUUUGUUCAGCUGGCAGGGUCAUCUAAGGUCAGCCAUAAGUCAGUUUUACUUCUUGAUCAUUUUCACAAUAAUUGUUUUCUCCUAUGUCAAGAUACUAAAGGUGGCCAAAACUGCUUCAGGAGAGAAUAAAAAGUCAACAUGGAAAGGACUCAGAACUGUGAUUCUUCAUGGUUUUCAGCUGCUGCUUGGUCUCAUCCAGCUGUGGUGCGGCUUCAUAGAAGCUGCAGUUCUUAAAGUUAAUCUGACUGUGUAUAUUAAUGUAAGAUACUUUAACUACGUCAUGUUUUUUCUCGCUCCAAGAUGCUUGAGUCCUCUCAUCUAUGGCCUUAGAGAUGAAUUGUUUUAUCAGGCACUGAAGUCUUAUGCUCUUUGUGGCCUUCAUAAAAAAUAAUAAUUUAAUACUUGUUUUGCAUUGUAUUCUAGGAGUUUCUGUUUAACUUGUUUAAAAAUAUAAUAAAAACAGUAACUUUUAUGUACAAUUAUUGAAGAGGAAGAAAGACUGAUUUUUUUAUCCGACAUGUUAUGAACCUGAUGAUAAUUACAAUAAAUGCAAAUGCAAGGAUUUCUGUCUUUUCUGAGUGUUUAGUAAAACUUUAAAUGCCAAUUCAUUGCAGAUUUCUAUA